AUGGAUAGAGAGACAAGCGUACUUUUUCGAUCCAUCACCGCCAUUUUCAAGACAUUCGGUCUCCUGCCCUUCACGAUCACAGUGCCCUCAACGUCCAAGAAGGGCAUUGACAUUUCACCCUCCAGAGGUACCGUAGCGUACAAUGUCCUGUUCUUCGCUGCUGUGCUGUACGCCAACUGUUUCGCUGGAAUUCCCAUCAUAAUCCGGCAUGCUAAGAGCAAGCUACAAGACACUCAAGUAAUUCUGGACAUUCUGCACACCAUCAUGGCGAGUGGAAUAUCUCUCAUGACCCUGGCCAUGUUCAACGCCAGGCGCGCGAAAAUGAUGAACAUGACUCGCGACUUUUUGGAAGUCGAUCGAUGUAUCAAGAGGCAUCGACACAUCCAGUCGCUGAAAUUUUCUCCCCGGCCGCUGACGGUGUUUAUCAUUCUGUAUAUCAUAAUGUGGAUAGUCCUAGUCUCGACUGAGUGGCACGAGGACUUCGUGGCAGCGCCGAAAAUGCAGUGGCUCCUCUGGGGUUUCACCUAUCUAGUGCCAGUAGUUAUAAUAACUCUUUGCGUUCUGCAGUAUGGCGUGAUCAUGAAGCUCGUGGCGUUUCGAUUCAAAUUACUGAACCACACGAUUCGCAAAUCCACUGAUACAAUCGCCCAUUGUUUGAAUCAGAAUGAAACUUUUAUACUUCCCGAAAGUGCAGGCGAUCGUGUAAUAGUCCAUAAAUUUCGAUCCAUCAAAAGUGCUCACGAAUCGCUCUACGACUUCACGAUAGCUGUCUCCCAUUUUUACUCGUUCCUGAUACUACCGAUAAUAGGGUUUUUCUGCGGGACUUUCAUCUUCCUGUCCUUUGACUUCAUGAUGAACGCUAUGUCGUCGAAGAAUGAGGGGAAUACGAUAAGUAAUUAUGUCGCUUGGAUCUUGAUAGUAAUCACCCCCAUGGUCAUCCUGCUUUCAAAUAUCGAGGCGGCUACUGAGGAGUACGAGAGGACUCCCAUCGAACUUUAUAAAUUGGCGUCCAGGUUCGAGAGCUGUCGAGAACUCGCAACUGAGGUGGAAUUAUUCUCGCACGAUUUUCUUCACAAGAAGAUGAAGUUGUCAGCACUCGGAUGUUUUCCAUUAGACUACACUGUGUUCCAUUCGAUUCUCUCCGCAACACUCACAUAUCUGAUCAUCAUCUUCCAAUUCCAGGAAUCAAGAAGGAUGGCUUCCAAAAAACCGGCAAAUCUAACAAGUACUUGA
This is a messenger RNA of Diachasma alloeum, 1233 nucleotides long. RefSeq lists its product as uncharacterized. The transcript has 4 exons. NCBI's taxonomy places the organism in Eukaryota, Metazoa, Arthropoda, Insecta, Hymenoptera, Braconidae. Gene Ontology annotation, cellular component: axon; dendrite; neuronal cell body. Gene Ontology annotation, biological process: sensory perception of taste. The coding region runs from base 1 to 1233 and encodes 410 amino acids. The record is from RefSeq and is a predicted model, not a curated record.